This is a messenger RNA of Camelus dromedarius (Arabian camel), 2889 nucleotides long. It is a transcript of the gene CYREN, whose product is annotated as cell cycle regulator of NHEJ. The record is from RefSeq and is a predicted model, not a curated record. NCBI's taxonomy places the organism in Eukaryota, Metazoa, Chordata, Mammalia, Artiodactyla, Camelidae. Gene Ontology annotation, cellular component: cytoplasm; nucleus. Gene Ontology annotation, biological process: negative regulation of double-strand break repair via nonhomologous end joining; double-strand break repair via nonhomologous end joining. Bases 259 to 708 code for a protein of 149 amino acids. The transcript is spliced from 4 exons.
CCGCCUCCUGGACCCUCCCCGAAAGCCAAGAAGCGGGAAGCAGGAAGCCCAGGGUGGAGGAGCGCCGGAACGAGGGCUGGCGGUCGCCGGCGAGGCCCCGUGAAGAUGCCGCGGUCUCCCCUCCCCCUCCUGCAGGAAUUAAAGCUGGACUCCCCUUCAGGACAGACCUGCAAUUCCUGGUGUGAUGAGAGAGUGGGAUUUGCUGUCCUGAAGUCACUAAGCUUGGGCCCUGGUCCCUCUUCAUGAGAGACUAGAGAGAUGGAAGCCUUAGAAGCCGGGACUAAAAAGAGGGUCCUCCCCACAUGGAUGACAGCCCAGGAGGUUGAAAAGAGGACGACACAGGUGAAGAUCCCCAAGAGGAGGAGAACUGCAGUGGUGCCGGCAGCCACAGCAAGACUUCCUGCCACGAGGACUGUGUACUGCAUGAAUGAGGCUGAAAUCGUGGACGUUGCUCUGGGGAUCCUGAUUGAGCAGGACCGAAAACAGGAAAAGCCCUCGGAGCGGCCGCCUCUGGCAGGAGCUGAUAAGCCAGAGCUCUCCCCCGCCAGCUCAGCUGAGGACAGAAGUGAGGACGGGGACAGUGGGGACAUUGGCCUUCCCCCGGGUUCCCCUCCUCCAGGGCCUGCGAGUUCUGACCCGGCCUGCAGCGGAAGCCCCGGGGAGGAUCAAGACGCGUUAAAAUACGUCAGGGAGAUAUUUUUCAGCUAAGGGAUAGACUUCCCAGCACGUCCUGCUCCGAGCGGCUGAAGGAAGCCGGGUUUCCCCUCUUGGCCGGGAGUGGUAGUGGGGCUGCCCUCAAACUGUGGCUUCUGCUCCCAGCUCCACACCCCCCUGAGCCAGGCAGGUUCAUCUUGGAGCAGGAGUGCCUAGAUGCUCCAGGCCGUGGGAAUUGAGGAAUCAAAAUGAGCUCCCAUUAGAAUUCCUCCCUGCACUGUGCCCUCUCCCUGCUCAGAGUGUCUGGAAUCCCAACAGUUGUUUUAUUCAGUUACCUGGUUCCAGGGAAAUGAGGUCAUGGUGGUCAAACUUACUGGAACUGAAGAGUCAACUUAAUUUUCAAAGAAAAACAAGUAUGGCUGCUAAGGACACUGGAAUUCUGUGAUUUAGUCUCCCUAAGGAGGAAGCCUGUUUAAAUAUAGCUUCCAUCACGAGGCAGUCAGUCAGUCUGUGAGCCCUCGCUCGUCCAGCCCUGAAGGCAGACAUCCUGCCACAGUGUGGGGCUCCGCUUGGGAGCCUGAGGCUCAGUGCACAGAUUGGGAAGCCUCCUGACCAAACAAAGCUGCUACCUUUCUUCCACUUGGUGCCCUUGGCCUUGGUCCAGAGGCAGUUGGAAAGCAAGAGUGGGACAGGAGCCCAAAGGAGAUGCUAAGGACAAGACAUCACACCGGAGUCCAUGUUUCUGUCUCUGUAUUCAGUGUGGCUUUUGACAGGCAUAGAGUGAGGUGAUCAUUUGCUGUACGGGUUUUCCUGUAGGUGGAUGCUGAAAAAUACACACAGUUCCCUGGUACGUGAGUUGUGUGUGUAUCCUUUCCGGUUUAGGGGUGCAGAGGGAGGGGCUGCAGCAUUUACAUGGAUGUAGAGCCGUUCAGUCCCGGUCACCUUCCUCUCCUGACUGGAGAUCUGGCGUAUUUGGCUCAUCUGUCAGCUGACCCCUGUCUGGCUACAGGCCCAGGAGCCUUUCCAGGGGAACCUUCAAAGCCACCAAGGCUGCUCUUUGUGUCCAUGUGUUCUCUGUCUUUGGUGAGUCCCUCAGAUCACUCCUGGGCCUCUGGGAGUGGUUUCAGGGGUGAGGGGCUCACCGUGUCACCCCUCGGAUGGUGAAGGGGAGCUUACUAACCAGAACCCCCAGGGUCACCGAGGUCUUCCUUCAUAAACCUUCACUGGGUUCCAGUCUGGCAUUUGGCAACUCCUUCUGGAACUCUGGCCCCAUGACAGGAAGCCUAAUCUCCCCAUUGUUCUGAGGAUAAAGCACGGAUGGCUUGCUCAGAUCAGUUAAUUAAGGCAGAAAUUCUCAUGACAAUGAGCUGCGUGGUUUUAGGGUGUCCUUAGGAACUUUGGGAGUCCCGAAGGACAGACAUCUACUCUAAGAAGCCGGAGGUGCCCUGGACGCCCUUGCUGCCUCUUGGCCUCCUUGACGCUGGGUACCCCACCCACUCCGCGGUGGGUCCCGUCUGCUAGAACUUGAGGUCCGCAUUAGCUGUGAAACAGAGUGGCUGAGAAGAUGUCCCAGCCCAGGAAUUCUCUGGCAUCUUCUCUGAACGUAGUUCAAACCGAGCGCUUGCGAUUGUGGCAGCCUUUAGUCAGAACCAGCAGCUCUCGAGCCUGCUCUUGUCCUUUGCCCUGUGAGGGAACACAGCUGUGGCCAUAAGCAAGAGGAUGAGUAAGGCCUGGGCGACUCCCAGAGCUAGAAACCCAGGCCCUGGCAGGGAGAGCCUGAUCCACUUCCACGUGUAGGUGAGGAAGAGGCCCAGGCCGCUGGCCAGCAGCACAGAGGACGUGGCCAGGAAGCCCACCGCCAGCCUCCACUCCCCCUCGUUGCUGUUGCACCAGGCCAGAAGGAGGGGCAGGGGGACAAAGAGGGCGAGGACCAGGGCCCCAUACACGCCCAGCCUGGCCAGGGCCAGGCCAACGCGAGGCACCCCCAGGGCCUCCAGCUCAGGGAACUGGUGGCACUGUAGGGCGCCAAUGUCCUCAUUCCAGAGGCAGAAAUUGUAGAAGCCAAUCCUGAGGUCGGGCAGGUCAGUGAGGUUGCCGGCCUUCCAGAGGAGAGCGUAGAACAGUAGGAAGAUGACCACGACCGUGAGCACCACGAUGCCCAGGAACAGCAGCUGGCUACUCCACCUUGACCUUAGGCUGCUCAUCUUCUCCUCCCAGGGCCGCCUUCCUCGGUGC